Molecule: messenger RNA, 1095 nt
Organism: Aureococcus anophagefferens
Lineage: Eukaryota; Pelagophyceae; Pelagomonadales; Pelagomonadaceae
Exons: 3
Source: RefSeq, a predicted model, not a curated record
UUCGUCGACAGCACGGGCGCCUCGUCGUCGACGGCGUGCGCCGCCGGCACGUACUCGGCGACAGCCUCGGAGGAGUGCGCGACGUGCGAGGUCGGCACGUACAGCACCGAGGGCAGCGACACGUGCACCCUGUGCUCGAGCGGGUACUCGAGCGACGCCGAGGGCGCGAGCGAGUGCGAGGCGUGCCCGGUCGGCAAGUACAAGGGCGCGGGCGCGGGCGCGUGCAUCGACUGCGCCGCGGCCAAGUACGCGGACGAGGAGGGCUCGAGCGACUGCAAGCUCGCCGAGGCGGGCAGCUUCGUCGACAGCACCGGCGCGUCGUCGUCGACCGCGUGCCCCGCGGGCACCUACUCGGCGACAGCCUCGGAGGAGUGUGCGACGUGCGAGGUCGGGACGUACAGCGCCGAGGGCAGCGACACCGAGUGCGUCGACUGCGCCGUGGCCAAGUACGCGGACGAGGAGGGCUCGAGCGACUGCAAGCUCGCGGCCGCCGGGAGCUUCGUGGGAAGCACCGGCGCGUCGUCGUCGUCGCCGUGUCCGCCUGGCACGUACUCGGCGACAGCCUCGGAGGAGUGCGCGACGUGCGAGGUCGGUACGUACAGCACCGAGGGCAGCUCUUCGUGCACGUCCUGCGGCGCGGGAACUUCUAGCAGCUCCACCGGCGCGAUCGAAUGCACUCCCUGCAUCGCGGGAAAGUACAAAGGCGCUGGGUCGGGCGAGUGCAGCGCAUGCGCGGUCGGGACGUUCGCCGACGCAACCGGACAGUCGAGCUGCGCGCUCUGCGAGGUCGGCUUUUACACGGCCGCGACCGGGCAAUCCGCGUGCCAGCUCGCCGACGCCGGUCAAUUUGUCGACGCGUUCGGCGCCUCGCAGCAAACUCCGUGUCCGGUGGGCACGUACAGUGGCUCGGGCGCGUCGGAGUGCUCGGACUGCGAACCUGGAACGUUCACCGCUUCCGGAGGUCAGACGAGCUGCGCGCUCGUCUCGGCGGGCUCGUACGUAGAGACAUCUGGCGCGAGCGCGGAGACGGCGUGUCCAGACGGAAAGUACUCGAGCAGUGGAGCCGAGUCCUGCGUCGAGUGCGCCGUAGGGUUC